GCUUCUCAAAAUUUACGGUGCGUUUUUGCGCUUGUUCCGACACCCGAGUCCCGAACGCGGCCGCCGUACGCGUUAUGGCCAUUUAAAUAAUUAAGUUGUAUCAUCGCAAUCAUAAUGUUGUAGAAAUAAAUUGUUGUUUUAUUUUGUCCGUUGCGGUUGUUUAUAUCCUAAAUUACUGUUUAUAUUUGAAAAUUCUAUCUUUAACGGCGUUCACUUUGUUGAUAAAACGUGUCUUAAGGGAAAAAAGCUGGCCCGCGCUUCUUUUGGCCAACACUACCGCUGCUAGUCAACGUCGUUGCGGUGUCCAAUUCAUUAAUAGCUGUCCUGUCGUCCAAAUAAAUCCAUCAUGUCUAUAACACCAUUUAAGAAACGUGUUUGCUACUACUAUGAUAGUGACAUAGGAAAUUAUUACUAUGGACAAGGUCAUCCAAUGAAACCUCACAGAAUUCGAAUGACACAUAAUUUGCUUUUAAAUUAUGGUUUAUAUCGCAAAAUGGAAAUAUAUAGACCUCACAAAGCUACUGCAGAAGAAAUGACUAAAUUUCAUAGUGAUGAAUAUAUACGAUUUCUUCGAAGUAUUCGUCCUGAUAACAUGAACGACUACAAUAAACAAAUGCAAAGAUUUAACGUUGGGGAAGAUUGUCCGGUUUUCGAUGGAUUAUAUGAAUUUUGUCAGCUAUCUGCUGGUGGCUCAGUAGCGGCAGCUGUAAAACUAAAUAAACAAUCGGCAGACAUCUGUAUUAAUUGGGGUGGUGGUCUCCACCACGCAAAGAAAUCUGAAGCUAGUGGUUUCUGUUAUGUUAAUGAUAUUGUAUUAGGCAUAUUAGAGUUGCUUAAGUAUCAUCAACGUGUCUUGUAUAUUGAUAUUGAUGUCCAUCACGGCGAUGGUGUCGAAGAAGCUUUUUACACUACAGACAGAGUUAUGACAGUUUCAUUCCACAAGUAUGGAGAAUAUUUCCCUGGUACUGGAGACCUCAGAGAUAUUGGAGCGGGCAAAGGAAAAUAUUACGCUGUUAAUAUUCCUUUACGGGAUGGAAUGGAUGAUGAUAGUUAUGAAUCUAUAUUUGUACCUAUUAUUACUAAAGUCAUGGAAACGUUCCAACCCAGCGCAGUUGUUUUGCAGUGUGGUGCUGAUUCGCUAACGGGAGAUAGACUUGGUUGUUUUAAUCUCACUGUGAAAGGUCAUGGAAAAUGUGUUGAGUUUGUUAAACGCUACGGUUUACCAUUCCUAAUGGUUGGAGGAGGUGGUUAUACAAUCAGAAACGUAUCCCGAUGUUGGACAUAUGAAACAGCAGUUGCUUUGGGGGCUGAAAUAGCAAAUGAAUUGCCUUACAAUGAUUAUUUUGAGUAUUUUGGUCCAGAUUUUAAACUUCACAUUAGCCCUUCAAAUAUGACAAAUACAAAUGCUACUGAAUACUUGGAAAAAAUUAAGAACAGGCUCUUUGAAAACCUAAGAAUGUUACCCCACGCUCCAGGUGUUCAAGUUCAAGCUAUUCCUGAAGACGCUGUACAGAAUGAUUCCGAAGAUGAAGAUACUGUCAAUCCUGAUGAUAGAAACCCUCAAUCAUUACAAGACAAACGUAUUGCUCCUGAUAACGAGUUUAGUGAUAGCGAAGAUGAAGGAAUGGCUGCUGGUGUUGGUGGCGGUGGCCGUAAAGAUAAUAGAUCUUAUAAAUCUGGAACACCUGCUAGAAAACAAGCCCGUUUAGAUUCAAAUAAAAUGGAAGUUGAUGAGCCAGAAUUCAAUAUUAUGAAAGAUGACAAAGAAGAUAAGUCUGUUAGUUCUGAUGAUUCAAAUAAAAAAGACUCCGUAAAAUCGUGAUUGUACAACACUAAAAACAAAAAUGUAAAUAAUAAUAAACAAAAACAUUAUUUCUUGACAUUAACUGAACAAUGUCGUUCGUGUACAUAACACACUUAACUAAUAUGGCGGUAUAAUGUAAUUUAGUAGAUUUGUUUUAUUAGUUACUGACUUACAGCUUGUGAUGCUGAACUUAAGUGAUAAUAACAAUGAUCUUCAUUCAUUUGAAAAAUAAAACAAAUUAUUAGGCUGCAACGACAUUAAAAAUUGACAUCAGAAUUCUUUUUUUUAUAUAUUUAUGUAUAGUUAAAUUUUUAUAAAUUCUGAUAAGUAUUUUUUUAUGUGUACAUUUAUUUAAUGCAUACUGUCAAAUUUCACACAGCUAAAAAAUGUUUGAAUGGAUGUUAAUAUUGUUGGCCUACUAGAUAUACACCAAUGAACUUAAAAUAUGGUUUUUUAAGGUAAAAUUUAUUGUAAGAUGUAGCUUUUCUUUUGAAUAUUUUCAUUUUUACACAAUAUUAUUAUCCAAUAUGAACAACGUGUGUAAGAACAGACAUUAUUAAAUUCAAUUUCUUGUAUUAUGUUUUAGUAAUUUAACGAGUUUUUUUUCUGCACCAGGUGUAUGAAUUUUACCGCGAAAUUUACAGUACAAUUUUAUGAAUCUACUGAUUAUUUUUUUCAUAUCUGUAAUCUAAAUAAAAUAGCUUUAUUAAUAGUAAAUUAGUUUUAAAAUAAGACCUGAUGUAAGAUCAUGAUCAUUUG
Molecule: messenger RNA, 2563 nt
Organism: Adelges cooleyi (spruce gall adelgid)
Lineage: Eukaryota; Metazoa; Arthropoda; Insecta; Hemiptera; Adelgidae
Gene: HDAC1
Product: histone deacetylase HDAC1
Exons: 9
Coding region: 347-1822 (491 amino acids)
Molecular function (GO): histone deacetylase activity
Source: RefSeq, a predicted model, not a curated record